CAGUAUUCUUCUUACUGAUAUAUAUUUGUGUUUGACAAUUCAGACCUUUAUCAACACUGUUUCUAGGUCCCUUUUACUGUUGCUUUGUGUUCCUGGUAACAGAACCAGGGGUUUAUUCAUUAGUUGCAUACCGUAGCAAAACGUUUGCAAUAAAUUAGGUUCUAUUUGACAGGUAGGUCCCUCCCUGUUUCGUUUGCUUCCGUUUGGUUCGUAGUGAAUACACCUCAGAGGAAGCAAUGAUUGUCUCUCGCCAUGUAAAAGGGCAAGGGAAACAGUAAUUUCAUGAAGACAAUCAUUUGGUUUGUCCAGCAGGUGGCAUGUAGCUAUUUUUUUUUCAUACAGUUGCUCAUGUAGUUGUCCUACCUGUUCAACCUGCCAUAGACUUACACCAAGCCACUCCCCCAACCCCCAUCAUUCCUCAGCAGAACUACCUGAUGACACAGUGGAGCAAGUUCCUUGUAAACAAUCUAGGUUUCUAUUAAACGUAGAGGGGGACAGGUGACUUGCAAAGUGUUUGUGCGGCUCUUUUAAAUCUGAAGAUUAGGGUGAGUGGCUUCUGGGGAAGUGUCAUCUUUCCUUUCUCCCCUCACACUCUGAGAGCUGGACCACUGAAGGUGUACCUCAUGGGUUCAGAUGAGGCCUACAACUUUGUCUUUAAGGUGGUUCUCAUAGGUGAGUCCGGCGUUGGCAAGAGCAACCUGCUCUCCCGCUUCACCAAGAACGAGUUCAACCACGACAGCCGCACCACCAUCGGGGUGGAGUUCAGCACACGCACAAUUCAACUGAAAAGUCUCAUCAUCAAGGCUCAAAUCUGGGACACGGCUGGGCUGGAGCGGUACAGGGCCAUCACCUCUGCUUAUUAUAGAGGGGCUGUCGGAGCGCUACUGGUCUAUGACAUCACCAAGCAUCUGACCUAUGAGAGUGUGGAGCGCUGGCUUAAGGAGCUAUAUGACCAUGCAGACCCUCACAUCGUAGUCAUGCUGGUGGGCAACAAAACUGAUCUGGGGUCAGAGCGAUCAGUGCCCACUGAGGAUGCCAAGGACUUUGCAGAAAAGAAUGGCCUAUUGUUCUUAGAGACAUCAGCCUUGGAGUCCACAAACGUUGAGACUGCAUUCCAAAAUGUCCUUGGAGAGAUUCACAGGAAGGUGAGCAGUAAAGAGGUGACCCGGGGGUCCAUUAGUGCCGUGUCUCUGGCCAGCCCCGUCCCCAGAGCUGCAGGCGACCCUGAAGAGAAGAAGCCCUGCUGUAGUUACCUCUGAUGGGACAAACCACCCAGUGAUGGGGGGGGGCAAAAAGGGGCUGCAAACCCCACCCACCCCCUCAUGUGGAAUAGAGCACUCCAUCUUCCUCUAGUUAGUGUGCCCAAAGGGUGCAAGCCUGAUUGAAAAGAAUGAUGCUGAGCAAGACCACUCUGAUGUGACAUAGUUAGUUACAUGUUGGCAGACAGAAUGAGU
Salvelinus namaycush (lake trout) is the source of this 1454-nucleotide messenger RNA. RefSeq names its product ras-related protein Rab-25-like. Bases 624 to 1259 code for a protein of 211 amino acids. The record is from RefSeq and is a predicted model, not a curated record. Gene Ontology annotation, molecular function: GTPase activity; GTP binding. NCBI's taxonomy places the organism in Eukaryota, Metazoa, Chordata, Actinopteri, Salmoniformes, Salmonidae. Gene Ontology annotation, biological process: exocytosis. Gene Ontology annotation, cellular component: recycling endosome. The transcript is spliced from 5 exons.